AUGAAAGAGAAAUUCUCAUGCACAAUUCUGAAGAGUGAUGCCCUCACCAAGUACCUUUUGGAGACAAGUGCUUAUCGAAGAGAGCAUCCACAGCUCCAACAACUCAGGAACGCCUCUGUUGAGAAAUACCAACAAAUGAGCACGAUGAAUGUCCCAGUUGAUGAAGGCCAAUUUCUGUCGAUGCUUUUGAAAAUAACGAAUGCAAAGAAAACAAUCGAAAUUGGAGUUUUCACGGGAUACUCGCUUUUGGCGACUGCUCUUGCUCUCCCUAACGAUGGCAAGGUGAUUGCAAUCGAUACCGACAGAGAUGCAUACGAAACCGGGUUACCAUUUAUGGAAAAGGCCGGUGUCGCACAUAAAAUCGACUUCUUAGCUUCCGAUGCAAUGAUUGCCAUCAACAAGUUGCUUGAAAGUGGGGAAGAAGGGACAUUCGAUUUUGCAUUUAUAGACGCGGAUAAAGAAAACUACAUCAAAUACCACGAGCUUAUGCUGAAGCUGGUUAAGGUCGGGGGAAUUAUAGCCUAUGACAACACAUUGUGGGCCGGGACAGUGGCAUUGUCCGACGAGGAGUUGGGCCAAGAGUGGGUCGAGAAAAUUGGCCCAAAUCGGAUGCACCUCAAGAACUUGAACGCGUUUUUGGCGAGUGAUGAACGCGUCGAGUUGGUUCAUCUUUCGAUAGGCGACGGGCUUUCGCUUUGCAGGCGCCUA
Molecule: messenger RNA, 708 nt
Organism: Striga asiatica
Lineage: Eukaryota; Viridiplantae; Streptophyta; Magnoliopsida; Lamiales; Orobanchaceae
Source: the annotation of a GenBank genome assembly